AUGGCCAGGCUCACGGUUCUUGCAGGCUUGUGCUUGGUGCUGUGUCACUUUGCAACAUCCAGGCAACUGGCAUGCUAUUUCACCAACUGGUCUCAAUACCGACCUGGUGCUGGAAAAUACAUACCUGCUAAUGUAGAUCCCUUCCUGUGUACACAUCUGAUUUAUGCCUUUUCUAUUAUUAACUAUGCCAAUGAGCUUGUCACUUAUGAAUGGAAUGAUGAAACCCUCUACCAAUCCUUUAAUGCUUUAAAGAAAACUAACCCUCACCUUAAAACUCUCUUGGCUGUUGGUGGAUGGAAUUUUGGCUCGACUCAGUUUUCCAUUAUGGUCUCCUCACCUGCCAACCGUCAAAAAUUCAUCCAGUCAUCCAUCUCCUUCCUAAGGAAUCAUGGAUUUGAUGGUCUGGACUUGGACUGGGAAUACCCAGGUUCCAGAGGUAGCCCUCCUGAGGACAAACAGAGAUUUACUUUAUUGUGCAAGGAACUGGUGGAAGCUUAUGAGGCAGAAGGUAAAGCCACUGGACGACCUAAGCUCAUGCUUACUGCUGCAGUAUCUGCUGGCAAAGGGACAAUUGAUGCUGGAUAUGAAAUAGCAAAGAUUGCAAACUAUCUUGAUUUCAUCAAUGUGAUGACCUAUGACUUCCAUGGAACUUGGGAGAGCUUCACAGGACACAACAGCCCCCUGUAUCAGGGAUCUGAAGACUUCGGAGAUCUUGUGUAUUUCAACACUGAUUAUGCAAUGAGAUACUGGAGGGACAACGGUACCCCUGUGGAGAAAUUGAGGAUGGGAUUUGCCACAUAUGGUCGUACCUUCCGCCUCAGUUCUUCAGCUACUGGAGUUGGUGCUCCAGCCAGUGGACCAGCUUCUGCUGGACCUUAUACCCGGGAGGCUGGCUUCUGGUCCUACUAUGAGAUCUGUGGAUUCCUUCAGGGAACUAAACUUGAGUGGAUUGAGGAUCAGAGAGUACCAUAUGCUACAAAGGGUGGUGAAUGGGUUGGAUUUGACACCAGAGAAAGCUUUGAAAUCAAGGUAAGGUAUCUACAAGACAACAAGUUGGGGGGGGCUUUUGUUUGGGCUCUAGAUCUGGAUGACUUUGCUGGGGAGUUCUGUGGGCAAGGGAAGCAUCCUCUUAUGGGUCACCUACACAAACUCCUGAAUAUUGUUGUGCCUCCAACUACUACCCCCGAACCAGGUCAAUCAACCACCCCAAAACCUACCACAACUACCACAACUACCACAACUACCACACAUGAGCCUGGAAGUGGAUUCUGUGCUGGAAAGCCUGAUGGCCUUUAUGCUCACCCUGAAGACCCAACUAAAUUCUAUAGCUGUGCUGGAGGUAAAACAUUUGUAAAUCGGUGUGGAGAUGGAACAGUGUAUGAUAACGCAUGCAAGUGCUGUGCCUGGGCUAAGCCUUGA
Neoarius graeffei (lesser salmon catfish) is the source of this 1419-nucleotide messenger RNA. RefSeq names its product acidic mammalian chitinase-like. Gene Ontology annotation, molecular function: chitinase activity; chitin binding. Gene Ontology annotation, cellular component: extracellular region. The record is from RefSeq and is a predicted model, not a curated record. Lineage: Eukaryota; Metazoa; Chordata; Actinopteri; Siluriformes; Ariidae. The transcript is spliced from 11 exons. Bases 1 to 1419 code for a protein of 472 amino acids. Gene Ontology annotation, biological process: chitin catabolic process; carbohydrate metabolic process.